AUGUUUCAUACUCACAUUGUCCCUCCCAUUCAAACCUUUGAAUAUUUCCGAAACUCAAUACAGAGAACCCAAGUACGAGAAAACUACCAAAACUUCCAUGGCGUACACCAAGGAACGUGAAAACUUCGUCUACAUCGCCAAGCUCGCUGAACAAGCCGAACGAUAUGAUGAAAUGGUGGAAGCAAUGAAGAAUGUGGCGAAGCUAGAUGUUGAGUUGACUGUGGAGGAGAGAAACCUUCUGUCAGUUGGGUACAAGAACGUAGUUGGUGCUCAUAGGGCUUCGUGGAGGAUUUUGUCCUCGAUUGAGCACAGGGAAGAUUCGAAAGGGAAUGAUGUGAGUGUGAAGAGGAUAAGGGAGUAUAGAAACAAGGUGGAAUCUGAGUUGUCUAAUAUUUGCAGUGAUAUUAUGGCUAUUAUUGAUGAUCACCUUAUUCCUUCGUCUUCUGCUGGUGAAUCUAGUGUGUUUUUCUAUAAGAUGAAAGGGGAUUAUUAUCGGUAUUUGGCGGAGUUUAAGAAUGGUGAUGAGAGGAAAGAGGCUGCUGAUCGUUCCAUGGAAGCAUAUCAGACAGCUUCUACUGCAUCAGAAGAUGAAUUGGCUCCCACACAUCCCAUUCGAUUGGGUUUGGCUUUGAACUUCUCUGUCUUCUAUUAUGAAAUUUUGAACUCUCCAGAAAGGGCUUGUCACCUUGCUAAGCAGGCAUUUGAUGAAGCAAUCUCUGAGUUGGAUACUCUGAGUGAGGAGUCUUACAAAGACAGCACAUUGAUUAUGCAGCUUCUAAGGGACAACCUCACAUUGUGGACUUCAGACAUCCCUGAAGAAGGAGAUGAGGAUCAAAAGGUUGAAUCUUCACGAGCUGGUGGAGAUGACGAUGAAUAGUGAAGAAAACAAGAUACAAGCUAUGAAUUUGCGGUGUGGAUGCAGUAAGGCUACUCUGUUGACACCUUUGAUAGUUUUUACCAUUAGGAUGUUGUUAUAGGACAUGAAAUUGGGAUUGCAUGGUGUUGUUUGACUGUAUUUUAAUGUUUGCUUUGUUUUUAAGUACAUAUUUGCAAAAGGGAUGCUUGCUUCAUUUCAUUCAUCAAUUUUCACAUAUUAUACUUUUUACAGAUAAA
Messenger RNA from Vicia villosa (hairy vetch), 1113 nucleotides. RefSeq names its product 14-3-3-like protein C. The coding region runs from base 98 to 877 and encodes 259 amino acids. Gene Ontology annotation, cellular component: cytoplasm. Lineage: Eukaryota; Viridiplantae; Streptophyta; Magnoliopsida; Fabales; Fabaceae. The record is from RefSeq and is a predicted model, not a curated record. The transcript is spliced from 6 exons. Gene Ontology annotation, biological process: signal transduction.